CCAGGGGGCGGGGUGGUGCCGGAACUCCGGGCUGCGAGGCAGCGGGCGCGCGGGGUUCAGUGUCCCAGCGGAGCCAGCCGCGUCGGCCGCCGAUAUGGGGCAGAUCGAGUGGGCCAUGUGGGCCAACGAGCAGGCGCUGGCGUCCGGCCUGAUCCUCAUCACGGGCGGCAUCGUGGCCACUGCUGGCCGGUUCACCCAGUGGUACUUUGGCGCCUACUCCAUUGUAGCAGGAGUGUUCGUCUGCCUGCUGGAGUAUCCCCGGGGGAAGAGGAGAAAGGGCUCCACCAUGGAGAGAUGUGGACAGAAGUACAUGACGAAAGUGGUGAAGUUGUUCGGGCCCCUCUCCAGGAAUUACUACGUCCGGGCCUUCCUGCACCUUGGGCUCUCAGUACCAGCCGGCUUCCUGCUUGCCACCAUCCUGGGGACAGCCUGCUUGGCCAUAGCGAGUGGCAUCUAUCUGCUGGCGGCCACUCGUGGUGAGCAGUGGACUCCCAUCGAGUCCAAGCCCAAGGAGCGGCCGCAGGUGGGGGGUACCAUCAAGCAGCCACCCAGCAACCCCCCACCCCGGCCCCCAGCCGAGGCCCGCAAGAAGCCCAGCGAGGAGGAAGACGAGGCGGCGGCAGCAGGAGUCUCCAGUGGCCCCCAGGAGAACCCUGUCCCAGUGACCGAUGAGGUUGUGUGACAGACUCCCUGAGUGGCUGCUGUCUCGUGUCGCUUUUCAGUGGGGGGACCCGCCCAGACCCCACAGGUGUACCCCCUUGCCUGCCCUGGGAACCACAGGCCCUCUCUUGGUGCCAUUCCCAGAAGCCUGUCUUUUCUCAAUGGUACUUGAAAUCACAAGCAUCUUUUAUUCCAUGAAAUACAGUUUCUGGAAUUCCAA
Eptesicus fuscus (big brown bat) is the source of this 880-nucleotide messenger RNA. RefSeq names its product cytochrome b-245 light chain. The transcript has 6 exons. Gene Ontology annotation, cellular component: NADPH oxidase complex. The record is from RefSeq and is a predicted model, not a curated record. The coding region runs from base 95 to 682 and encodes 195 amino acids. NCBI's taxonomy places the organism in Eukaryota, Metazoa, Chordata, Mammalia, Chiroptera, Vespertilionidae. Gene Ontology annotation, biological process: superoxide anion generation. Gene Ontology annotation, molecular function: heme binding.